AUGGAGGAUAGUCCCCUUUCGAUCACCGCCAGCAUUACAGGCAUCCUUACGUUCAUUGCUACCAUUAUGGCCGCUAUCUAUGUCCGUUACGCAACAUUGCGCAAUGGAGAAGCAGAAAGAUACAGAAUUCUCACUUCAGUCACAAGUACGCUCGAAGGCUUUAGAGGGUACGGUGAAUACGUGGUGAUACAGGCUGGCGACGAUACCGAUAUGGUUUGGCUGAAGAAACUCAACGCAUCUCUGAUUGCUACUCAGUGCGUCAUUGCCAGUUGUUGCUCAAUGGAAACGACAGGAGCCUCUCAGAUUCCAAUAGACCUAGGGCUCGUGGGGAUCACCGAUACAGCGUGGGCUGAAGCCAUGCAGGAGAUACGAAUCAUCAAUGAGAAUAACGGUCGCAAGAGGUCAUGGAUCUCAAAAGCUAUAUUAGCCCUGAAGAAGCGAUAUGAUCGUGGGGAUAUGACAUGGAAGUCUAUUACGCUGCUGUUACUACCGAUGAGCCUGCUAUCUACGCCGGAAUUGAUGCGCUGGUAUCAAGUCCGAGAAAGAGUUCUGGAGAAGAUCCGAGAGCAAGAGAUUCUCCGUUCACGAAUCACAUCCCAUCAGAUUCAUAUGACAUAUGGCUUGGCCAAGAAACAGGGGGACAUUACGAGACACAUAUUAGAAGAGAUGUUAGAACAUCGAAACAUCAGCCUUGAAUCUACCACACGUAUCAUGGAGAACGUCAGUGGCCUGUACGAGCUACUACACUGUAAAGAUCAGAUCAAGUUUUCGAGCACGCAAGACUUUGCACCUCCUGCGUAG
Messenger RNA from Pyrenophora tritici-repentis Pt-1C-BFP, 801 nucleotides. RefSeq lists its product as uncharacterized. The record is from RefSeq and is a predicted model, not a curated record. Lineage: Eukaryota; Fungi; Ascomycota; Dothideomycetes; Pleosporales; Pleosporaceae.